This is a messenger RNA of Oncorhynchus nerka (sockeye salmon), 9808 nucleotides long. RefSeq names its product cadherin-23-like. Gene Ontology annotation, biological process: homophilic cell-cell adhesion. The record is from RefSeq and is a predicted model, not a curated record. Gene Ontology annotation, cellular component: plasma membrane; catenin complex. The coding region runs from base 168 to 7721 and encodes 2517 amino acids. Gene Ontology annotation, molecular function: cadherin binding; calcium ion binding. The transcript has 46 exons. Lineage: Eukaryota; Metazoa; Chordata; Actinopteri; Salmoniformes; Salmonidae.
CCCCCCAGGUGCUAGCGGUAGACCCAGACGAUGGGGACAAUGGGACAGUGGUGUACAGCAUCAGCCCAGAGAACCCCUUCUACACCAUCAAUAGCAGCACAGGAAAGAUCAGGACCAGCGGGGUUGUGCUGGACAGAGAGAGCUCCAACCCCAAAGACACACUGCUCAUGAGGACCAUCAUCGUGUCUGCUGUUGACAUUGGCAGACCUCCACUGCGAUCCUCAUUCAGCACCACGGUGUACGUCAACCUACUGGACCUGAAUGACAAUGACCCCACCUUCCUUAACCUGCCCUUUGUGGCCGAGGUGCCAGAAGGUCUGCCUAGUGGAUCCUCUGUGUUCAAGAUCCAGGUGGAUGACCCUGAUGAGGAGGAGAAUGGUAUGGUUACCAUGGCGCUACAGGUGGGCAUGCCACGCCUUGACUUCUAUCUCAACAGCACCACGGGCGUGCUGUACUCCACAGCAACGCUGGACCGUGAGCAGAUUGGCCUGUACCACCUGAGGAUUGUGGGAUACGACCAAGGGCAGAACCCGCGCACCUCCACCAGCACCCUCACCAUCACAGUCCUAGAUGCCAACGACGAGACCCCCACGUUCUUCCCCAAAGUGUACAAUGUGUCCCUGCAGGAGAGCGUCCCUAGGGACGAUGUGGUGGCUCACCUCAACUGCUUUGACAACGACUCCGGCCUCAACGCUGAGCUCAGCUACUUCAUCACAGGUGGUAACCAGGAUGGUAAAUUCAGUGUUGGCUUCAGAAAUGGUGUGGUCCGGACUGUGGUUGCCCUGGACAGAGAGACACAGGCUGCAUACACACUGGUCAUAGAGGCUAUCGACAAUGGUCCAUCAGGCAGCAGGAGGACAGGCACAGCCACAGUGUUUGUAAAAGUACUGGAUGUGAACGACAACAGACCCAUCUUCCUCCAGAACAGCUACGAGACCAGCAUACUAGAGAAUGUCCCCAUAGGAACCAGCAUCCUGCAGGUGCAGGCCACAGAUGCAGACCAGGGGGAGAACGGCAGGGUUUUGUACAAGAUCCUCUCUGGAAACAGUAAAAGUCUGUUUAGCAUCAAUGAGCACUCGGGGCUCGUGACGCGGGGCCAGAGGGCUCUGGACAGAGAGAGCAGCAGCUCCCACGUGCUAGAGGUAGAGGCCUACAACAGAGACCAAGGCAGGAUGAGGAGCUCCGUACGGGUGAUAGUGUAUGUGGAAGACGCCAACGACGAGCCACCAGUGUUCACCCAACAGCAGUACAACCGCCUGGGCCUAAGGGAGACCGCUGGCAUUGGCACCUCUGUCAUCGUAGUCCGAGCCACAGACCCCGACACCGGUGAUGGCGGGGCGGUGGCCUAUGCCCUCGUCUCCGGGUCCGACCAUAAGUUCGAUGUGGACGUGAGCACGGGCCUGGUGACCACUGUAGACUACCUAGACUACGAGACCAAGACCAGCUACCUGAUGAACGUGUCGGCUACUAACCAGGCACCGCCGUUCCACCGUGGCUUCUGCACGGUCUACGUGACUUUACUUAAUGAGCUGGACGAGGCAGUGGCGUUCUUCUCUGCGGGCUACGAGGUGUCACUCCUCGAGAACAUCGCCACGGGAACAGAGGUGGUGCAGGUACAGGCGCAGUCGGCGGACAACCUCAACCAGCUGUCGUAUCGCUUUGACCCGGACACAUCGCCAGCCGCCCUCACGCUUUUCAAGAUUGACAGUAUCACGGGUCGUAUCACAGUCAAAGGGCUGCUGGACAGAGAGAAGGGGGAUCUCUACACCCUGACUGUAGUGGCUGACGAUGGGGGACCAAAAAAAGACUCCACUGUGGUGUCAAUCACCAUACUGGAUGAGAAUGACAACAGUCCCGAGUUUGAUAUCACAUCUGAUUCGUCGGUGGAGAUUCCAGAGAACACGCCCAUCGGGAAGAGAGUGGCUGUGGUGCUGGGGCGCGACAAAGAUGCUGGGAAUAAUGCACUGGUGAACUUCAGUCUGGUGGCAGGGAACAUGCAGGAUGUGUUUGAGAUCCGGACAGUGAACCACACCAAUGGAGAGAUCUACGUCAACUCCCCUCUGGACCGAGAGUCUGUUGACCGCUACCUGCUCAAGGUGCGUGCCAUGGACAGCGGUGUGCCUCCCCACUACAGCGACCUCUCUCUCACUGUCAACAUCCUGGACGUCAACGACAACACACCCAUCAUCGAGAGCCAGGGGGGCUACAACGUCAGCAUCAGUGAAAAUGUGGGGGGUGGUACGUCCGUCCUGCGCGUGGUGGCCACAGACCAUGACAUCGGGACAAACGCCAUGCUCUUCUACUACAUCACCUCGGGUAACCAGGACCUCACCUUCCGUAUGGACCGCAUGACAGGUGAGAUGACAACCCGACCAUGCCCACCCGACCGUGAGCGCCAGCAGGAGUACCGGCUGACCGUGAUGGUGGAGGACGACGGCACACCUCCACUAUCGUCAUCGACCACCAUCUACGUGCAUAUAGUGGAUGAAAACGACAACGCGCCAGAGUUUCCAGAGGAGGAGUAUGUGACGGUGCUGAGCGAGGGCCCCGACACCUUGGGGGCCACCAUUGCCACAGUAACCGCCAUCGACCCAGACGAGGGCCUCAACGGCACCCUCCGAUACACCAUCGACCACGGCAACCUGGCCCUCACCUUCUGCAUCAAUCAAACUACCGGAAAGAUUGUUGCAGUGAAGGAGCUGGACUUUGAGAUCAGCAAUGGACACUACGCACUUGUCGUCACAGCAACAGACCAGUGUCCCAUCCAUGCCCUCCGCCUGACAUCCAGCACUACGGUGUUGGUGAAUGUCCUGGAUGUGAACGAUGUGACCCCCACCUUCCCCAAGGUCUAUGAGGGGCCCUUUAAGAUAACAGAGGGCCAGCCGGGGCCCCGGGUCUGGACCCUCAAAGCCACUGACCAAGACUCUGGACUCAACGGCAAAGUGGAGUACAGCAUCACUGCCGGAGACCCCCAGAAUGAGUUUGUGAUAUCUCCAGUGGAGGGAGAGCUGCGUGUGAGGAGAGAUGUGGAGCUGGACAGAGAGACCACACCCUUCUACAACAUCACUGUCAUGGCAAAAGACCUGGGCAAACCACCACGCAGCAGCAUGGUGGUGGUGGGUGUCCAUGUUCUGGACAUCAAUGACAAUGACCCCGUGCUGCUCAACCUGCCCCAUAACACCAGUGUGAGCGAGGGGGCGUCCGUCUACACCUCGGUGGCCAGGGUCAGAGCGCAGGAUGUAGACAGUGGACGCAACGCCCUACUCACCUACAACAUCACUGCUGGAAACCGCUACGGCGCCUUCUACAUCAAUGACACUACAGGGGUGGUGCAGGUGAACAGGCCUCUGGACAGAGAGAGGGUGGCAGAGUACAGACUGGCCAUUACAGUCAAAGACAACCCUGAGAACUCCCGCAUCGCUCGCCGGGACUCAGAACUGCUGGUGAUCACAGUUUUGGAUGAGAAUGACAACAGGCCCAUAUUCACACAGACCAGCUACCGGGCUGAGAUCACUGAGAACUCCCCCACAGGCAGUGCUGUGUCAAUGUUGAACGGACCUGUGUUGGCUGAGGACAAAGACAUUGGGCCCAACGCUGUGGUCAGGUACCAUCUGCUGGGAACAAGACAGGACCUCUUCACUGUGGACUCUGAUACAGGUGUGGUGCGUGUGCGACAGGUGGCGCUGUUGGACCGCGAGAUGUUUGUGGAGCCUCGGGUGGAGCUGUUCCUGGUGGGGGAGGAUGUGUGGGGUCUCAACAGCAGUGUACCCCUCACUGUGACAAUCCUGGAUCAGAACGACAACCCCCCUGUCUUCAACCCCCCCAGCCUAACUGUGCACCUUCCUGAGAACAGCCCCACUGGUGUGGUGGUGACCCAGCUGUCUGCUAGUGACGCUGAUUCAGGCUCUAACGCCUGGCUGCUCUACCGGCUGGAAAGUGGCGCGCAGGACCGCUUCAUAGUCGACUCCCUGUCUGGCGCCAUUCUGGUGGGCAACGCCAUCCUCGACCGUGAGGAGCGCGGUUCCUACCGCCUGGUCAUCUUGGCUACAGACCGCGGCACGCCCUCGUUGUCGGGCACUGCCACCCUGUCGGUCAUCCUGGAUGAUGUCAACGACUCACGACCGCGUUUCAUUGAACCCGUGACGACUAUCAAUGUAAACGAGUCUACACCGCCAGGCGUGGUGGUGGCUACGCUCGCCGCCGAGGAUCAUGACCUACGACCCCGGCUGGAAUAUUACAUAAUCUCUGUGGAGGCCAAGGAUGAUGGGAAUAACCCUGUAGAUGGGCUGCAAGAGUCUUUCGGCAUCGAUUUCCACACGGGUGCUGUGUUUGUGCAUAACCCACUCAACAGAGAGCUGGUGGCCACAUUUGAGAUCCUUGUGUCGGUGCAUGACAAUGCCAGUGAUGUCAUCGACAUGUCAGUCAGCGUACCUAAUGCGAGACUGACAGUGAACGUGCUGGAUGUGAAUGACAACGCCCCGCGGUUCAGACCCUUUGGAGUGGCCAACUUCUCAGAGAAGAUUCUGGAAGGGGCUCAGCCAGGCACCACUCUGCUGUCGGUGUCAGCCGUGGACCCAGACAAAGGCCCUAAUGGACAGGUCAUCUACCAGCUGCUACACCUGCCCCGAGGGGACUACCUCAGACUGGAGGACCCCUCUACUGGUAAGAUCGUAGCCAACCGGACAGUGGACUUUGAGCAGGUGCAGUGGCUGAACUUCACAGUGAGAGCUCAGGACCACGGCAGUCCACCCAGAGUGGCUGAGCUUCCUGUCUACCUACGUAUAGUAGACAUCAAUGAUAACAAGCCCAUCUUUACACAACCCUCUUACCAGAAGCCAGUGUUUGAGGAUGUUGACUUGGGCACGGUCAUAGUGACAGUCAGUGCCACAGACGCAGAUUCGGGCCUCUUCUCUGUCAUCGAGUACGGCCUGGUAGACGGAGAGGGCAAGUUUGGCAUCACUCCCUCCACUGGUGACAUCUACAUUCUGUCUCCACUGGACAGGGAGACUAAAGACCACUACACCCUGACGGCCAUAGCUAGGGACAACCCUGGGGGCAGCCCCAACAACCGACGGGAGAAAUCUGUUCAGGUCUUGGUGACCGUUCUGGAUGUGAAUGACUUCCGUCCACGGUUCUCAGAUCAGGUCUUUGAGACCAGUGUGUUUGAGAACGAGCCCAGUGGGACAUCUGUGAUCACGCUGACUGCCAAUGACCUGGAUGAGGGGGAGAACGGUCUGCUGUACUACAGCCUGCAGGGCCCAGGGGCAGAUGCCUUCUCUCUGGAGGCUGACACGGGCCUGGUGCGUUCUCUCCGUCUGCUGCAGUCUUUUGAGUGCUUUAACCUGACGGUGGUGGCUACAGACCAGGGCAAACCACCCCUCUGGGGCACCGCCACCUUACACAUCAUCAUCAUAGAUGUCAACGACAACAGGCCCAUGUUCGUCAGGCCCACCAACGGCACCAUCAUGCACAUCAUGGAGGAGCAGGCCCCAGGCCUGCUGGUGUACGAGGUGUUUGCGACAGAUGGGGAUGAGGGGGUGAAUGGAGAGGUGCGCUAUGCAUUCCUCCAGACAGGCGCUAGGAACAGAGAUUGGGAGAACUUCCACAUUGACACUAUUACAGGAGUUAUCACCACCGCCGUCAAACUGGACCGAGAGAAGCAGGCCCUGCACAGCCUGAUUGUUGUGGCCUAUGACCUAGGUCAGCCCGUGCCUUAUGAGACAACCCAGCCCCUACAGGUGGCGCUGUUGGACAUCGAUGACAACGAGCCUGUCUUCUUCAAGCCCCCGCGAGGCAGCCUACCGUACCAGACUCUGUCUGUGGCAGAGCACUCUACUCCAGGGACAGUAGUGGGUAAUGUGAAAGGAGCUGUGGACGCCGACGAAGGCUCAAACGCUGUAGUCUACUACUUCAUAGCAGGGGGAGAUACUGAGGGGAACUUUGGCCUGAACCCAGGGGGCAUACUGAAGGUGAAGAAGGAUCUGGAUCGUGAGGACAUCUCAGUAUACUCCAUCAUCGUCAAGGCCUCCAGCCACAGGAAUUGGGUCCCACCCAGGGAUCAGAGGUCAGCCCGGGGCAGAGCCCUUGACCCCAGCCAUGACCCCACCCUGCAGGAGAUCAGAAUCUACCUGGAGGACAUCAACGACCAGCCACCGCGCUUCACCAAGCUGGAGUACACUGCAGGUGUGGCAGCUGAUGCCAAGGUGGGCUCAGAUCUGAUCCGGGUACAGGCCAUAGACAACGACAUAGGGAACAACAGCCUGGUGCUGUACCAUGUCCUGUCCAUUCGCUACAUUAAACUCCAGUCCAAUGACUCUGAGGACAUAGGAAAUGUCUUCAUCAUAGGAGAGACAGAUGGGAUCGUCCGCACCUUUGACCUGUUCACGGCCUACGACCCGGGCUACUUCAUGGUGGAGGUAUUGGCACGGGACCUGGCGGGCCACAGUGACAUCACCAUGGUGGACAUCUACAUCCUGCGGGACAACCAGCGGGUGAAGAUCAUCAUCAACGAGAUACCCAAGCGGGUUCAACAGUUCCAGGAGGAGUUUAUCAGCCUGCUAUCCAACAUCACCAGAGCCAUAGUCAACACGGACGAUAUGCAGUUCCACGUGGACAAGAAAGGCAGAGUGAAUUUUGCCCAGACAGACAUGCUCAUACAUGUGGUCAACAAGCAGACCAACCGCAUCCUGGACGUGGAAAAGGUGAUUCAGAUGAUUGAUGAGAACAAGGACCAGCUGAGGAACCUGUUCAGGAAUUACAACAUCCUGGACGUCCAGCCUGCCAUCAGCAGGAGAACACCUGAUGACCUCACAACGCUACAGAUGGCCAUCAUUAUCCUAGCUGUGUUGCUCUUCUUGGCAGCCAUGUUGUUCAUCUUCACGAACUGGUACUAUCGCACAGUACACAAGAGGAAGCUGAAAGCCAUUGUAGCAGGAUCCACAGGAAACCAAGGUCUAAUGGACAUCCUGGAUAUGCCCAACACCAAUAUAUAUUCAUUUGAGGGGGCCAACCCUGUUUGGCUGGACCCAUUCUGUCGGAACCUGGAGCUAGCUGCCCAGGCAGAUAAUGAAGAAGACCUGCCAGUGAACCUCAGUGAGAUCACUGACCUGUGGAACAGCCCUGCUCGGACUCACGGAACGUUUGGCCGCGAGCCCCAGGCCAAGCCUGAGGAUGACCGCUACCUGAGGGCAGCCAUCCAGGAGUACGACAAUGUCGCCAAGCUGGGCCAGAUUAUGAGGGAAGGGCCCAUUAAGGGCUCACUGCUCAAUUGGGUUUUGGACAACUACCUGAGGCUCAAAAAGCUAUUUGCAGCCAGACUGGUUACCAAGUCGACCAGCCAAUGCGACCAAUCGUCAGUCAUAGAGGUGGAACGUGAGAAAAAGCAGCUGAUCCAGAGUGACCUGGAUGAUGACGAGGAUGACCGUGUGGGCAUGGGUGACAGCUGGGGCACGCUGCGCUUCAGACACAAGCUCCCCGUUGAGAUGAGGGGGCCCGACGGCGUCCACAGCAGCACGGGCACACUCCUAACCUCUGACCUCAACAGCCUGCCCGAGGACGACCAGCGGGCCCUGGCAGGCUCCACAGAGGCACUGAACAUCACCGAUGGCGGGUUGUACGCCGAGCGCAACACCCGUACCGAGUCAGCCAUGUCCACACCGCUGCACCGUAACAAGGAUACUGACACGCUGACCGAGAGCCCACUGGAGAUCACAGAGUUAUGACUAGCCGAGGCCUCGCUGGUCUGAGAAGAGACACGACUGAGUGGAGUGUCCUACUGCUGUCCCCCUGCCUUCUCCCCUAUCCUCUCCUCAAAAACUGAGGUUCAGACACUGACCACUGUGACCAGGAUACAGCCAGGGGAGAUUGGGGAAAGCGGGUAGAGGGCCAGGGGUUGGAGGAGGUGGAGUGUGUGCAGUCUGGGAAUUUAAAAUGUCAGUGAAGAUCUUCGUGAGCCAUGGAUGGCGUGUGUGAGGGAUCCCUUCAAAGAUGGAUAUUAAUUUGGUUUAAUGUCUGAUUGUGGACCAGUUGCAAAGACUUAGGGGCUCCUGAGUGGCGCAGUGGUCUAAGGCACUGCAUCUCAGUGCUAGAGGCUUCACUACAGACAUCCUGGUUUGAAUCCAGGCUGUAUCACAACCAGCCGUGAUUGGGAGUCCCAUAGGGCGGUGCACAAUUGGCCCAGCGUCGUCCGGGUUUGCGCCGGAGUAGACCGUCAUUGUAAAUGAGAAUUUGAACUUAACUGACUUGCCUAGUUAAAUAGGUAAAAUAAAAAAAAUUGUGUCAAGCGAAGACCUGGAACAUAGAAUAGCAGACCAAAUUGAAAGACUACUAAGAUUAAAAAUGGUGAAAAAUAAUACACUAUGGCCAGCUUGUCUUGGACAUCUCUUGCAGGACACCAUUUGGUCUCCUACAGUCAUUCUAAGAUGGAGGCCAAUACUGCCUUUAUAAGGGGAGACCUGUCCAAUAACAGCCUACUGUCAGACAGAAGUACAGUGUCCUUCUGGAGUUAUGUCCUAGGUUGCACACACUCUCACAAAAAAAAGCCAGACCAGCGAACGGCCAACAAAUGGACUGUCAAAAAUAGUUGAACAUGACAUAAUGGGUUUUUUUUUUUUUACUGUAAAAGAGGUAAGAGAUGAGCACUUAUUGGGUGAGGAAGGGAAGAGGGUAUACAUAAGGACAUUCUUUGAAUUGAAAGGACUUGAGGUCUGGAUAUGGGGACUGCAGUGCCCUUCUGUUCUCUCCCAAUGAAUGGGUUGUCUUGGGUAUCCUGAAUUUGGAGACCUAACUGGACACCAACAGACAUAGGUCUCCAUCAUGAUAUUUGACUAAAAAAGGACUACAGGACUUGUUUAAUGAUGUCAUCAUUGAGGAGCACAGACGAAGAUGAGGCUUUGUCUGGAUAUUAGCACAAGAGACAUUAAUAAAUAAACCCACUCUGCUAUGGUGGCCAAGUAGCCUGGUUAAACCAGACUAAACGCUGAGCUGUAACACUGUAACAUCUGUUUUGCGUGCCAGGCUAGUGGCCCAGCAGAGCAGCUCUAGGACUGGAUGAACCAAUAAUAAAAGAGAACACUCACUGUUACUCAAAGAGUACACUGAUAGACAGAGCCACAGCAAGUGCAUCAAUACAGUUCCUCGCUUCAAGUUACAUGGGCAAUAAAAACAAUAAUUGGGAGUGGAACAAUGCCUCAGUAUGGAACUGGAAGCCUUAUCUUCAGGCAAAAUUCAAUCCAUAGCACUGAAGAUCUGCGGUAUAGCAAGAUUGAGCUGAUAUAUGCAGUGUUUACCGUGAAUGCAGUCUCUGAGAACUGGGUUUUUAAAUUUCAAUCGCGCUAUACCCCGGAUCUUCAGCCCUAUGGACUGAAUCUAGCCCUUGGAUUGCCAGAAGGGGUAAGGGUGGGAGUACAUAUAUAUAAAAAAAUAAAAGAAAAAGAGGGUAUGCUGCCCCACAAAAAAAACUUGACAUUGCCACCAGAGUGAGUUCAUGGUCAAAAUGAGCAGGAUUUGCUUUAUUGUGUAAAGCAAAAAUAUAUAUAAUAAAAAAUGACCCGAAGAAAAAAAUGCUCUUACCAAAAUGGGUAGACAAAAUGGAUGUUUGAAAUAUGUGUACUACAUUGUACUUUGGAGACAUUUGUUGGGUUUCCUUUUGAAUAGCAACCGUUUCCCGACCUGAGUGUUAUGCAUGAUUUAUUUUUAUAUUCCCAUUUUGAACAUUUUCAUUUGUCAUUGUCACCCAGCCCUGAGUUACGUGUUGAGCAAUGUUGUUGUGGAUGAUCUGUGAUAAAUAAAAAAUAAAAAUAUGAAACUG